This is a messenger RNA of Acanthochromis polyacanthus (spiny chromis), 5056 nucleotides long. Its product is annotated as transcription factor Sox-18-like. Bases 440 to 1924 code for a protein of 494 amino acids. Gene Ontology annotation, biological process: lymphangiogenesis; angiogenesis; positive regulation of transcription by RNA polymerase II. Lineage: Eukaryota; Metazoa; Chordata; Actinopteri; Pomacentridae. The record is from RefSeq and is a predicted model, not a curated record. The transcript has 2 exons. Gene Ontology annotation, molecular function: RNA polymerase II cis-regulatory region sequence-specific DNA binding; DNA-binding transcription factor activity, RNA polymerase II-specific.
GCCGUCUGACGUCUCAUUGGUUAAAUCCACCGGCUGUAUAUUUAUGUGGUUGGUCAGGGAGGGGUUUAUGUACACAGUUAAAUCUGGCCACAAGUUUCAAAACUUUCAAACGGAGUAGAGUCUGAGAGUCGGAGGGAAGAAGGAGUCGAGCUUUGGACAAACUGCUGAACCAACCCCAACCAGAACUGUUGUGUUCUGGGAAAUACAACAGGCAGAAAGAGGCCAAGUCAUUGUGGAUCACCUUCAGGGGGAAUAUUCUGAACCACAGCUGCUUUGUUUUCUUCCUCGUCCUCCUCUUCCUCUCACAUCUCGAUGCUUUGCUUUGGGAUUUGUGCUCCAAAUCCAUCCGACUCUCCUCUCCACCUGAAACACUCCAACUUCCUGUCCAGAACUUUGCUGCCUCGCCAGAAUUUCACUCGGACUAAAAGUUGACUCUGGAAUGAAUUUAGCCGAAGCCAGCCUGUCCAGAGAGACUCUCCUGGCCUGGACGUCCAGGACACCGAGUCCUGACUUUGAUCCGGAGAUGGGUUUUGAUCAGAACCUCUCUGGAGACUGCAGCUCUCCUGACGACAUGAGGAGAUCAGAAGUGAGGGUUUCUCUGACUCCCAGCUCAGGGGGACAGAGUCCGGAUCCGACCCAGGCGGGAGGCAUGUCGGUGGGCUCAGACGGGAAACCUUCAGGGGCCGAGCAGAGGAUCCGCCGGCCCAUGAACGCCUUCAUGGUCUGGGCUAAAGACGAGAGGAAGCGCCUGGCCCUGCAGAACCCUGACCUGCACAACGCCGUGCUCAGCAAGAUGCUCGGUCAGUCCUGGAAGGCCCUGAGCUCCACCGACAAGCGUCCGUUUGUGGAGGAAGCCGAGCGUCUCCGUGUCCAACACCUCCAGGACCAUCCCAACUACAAAUACAGGCCUCGCCGCAAAAAGACCACCAAGAAACUGAAGCGGGUCGAACCGGGGCUCCUGCUGCACAGCUUGGCCCAGGGCGGUGCACCGGGCCUGGGGUUAGGACCUUCCAUCAACCCCCUGGGAGCAGAAAGCAUCUCUGGAGGUUCUCCUUAUCCAGGCGUCCACCACCACCAUCCCCACCACCUGCUGCCGUCUCUGGGGCACUUCAGGGACCUCCAGGCCCCGGGACCCCCAGAGCUGGAGACCUACGGCCUGCCCACUCCGGAGAUGUCUCCCCUGGAUGUCAUGGAAGAUGGAGGUGGAGAGUCGGUGUUCUUCCCCCAACAUAUGCCAGAGGAGGCUGGGAUGGGAGGUUGGAGCGGUGGGUACCACCACCAGCAGCUCCACCAUCACAACCAGCACUACGGCCACCAGUACGCCAACCACAGUCCCAGUUUAGGUCUGACUUCCAGCCCGAGUCCUGGUAGGGGCACCAGACUUGAGUCUCGAAUCGUCGCCUUAAGGAGUCCUGUAAAGUCUUUCCAUGACUCGUACCCUCAGCCCCCCGUCAGCCACCCUGAGCCAAUAAAACCCCACCAAACUUCGUCUCCCGUCGCCUACUUCAACCAAACGUACGCCGGUGGCUGCUCGAACUCCAACCAUUUCACUCCGUCUCAUCUGGGGCAGCUUUCACCUCCUCCUGAAGCUUCUCCGUCUUCCUCCAUCCCGCCUCCGUCCACCUUCCUUCCUUCUGGGCACUUGGACCAAUCAAAUCCCCAAUCCUCUGGACAUUUGGGGUCUUCUGCUGCUGAAUUCUGGUCUGAAGUGGACAGGCAUGAACUUGACCAGUACGUGAAUGUCGGCAGGAAUCGCGAGGACGUCUACGGACCGGCCGGAGGAUCCAAAGUCCUCAGCAGCAGCGUCAGUAGCAGGGAUGUUGGUGGUAUUAUGGGUGGGUGUGAUGAUGGCAGCAGCCCUCUUAUAUCAGCUCUUUCAGACGCCAGCAGUGCCGUUUACUACAGCGCCUGUAUCUCCGGAUAAACUCUGUGAUCUCUGGUGUUUGUGGUGGUUUUGGCUCAUAUUUUUGGUCAUUUCUUGCCUAUUUUUUUGAUGAUUCAUGGCCCAAAUUGAAAAGUUUUUCUAUUGCUGAACAGAAAAACAAUGCAGAUGAGGAAUCUUAUGAGAGGAAAACUGUGGAAAUUGGAAAAAAUACACUUUUGUCGAAUAAAUAGAAAUUGUCAUUGGUUGUUUUUUCCAUUAACAAAUGCAGAGUUGACUCAAACUGGUUUCCUUUGCAGGUACAGGCUGUUGUGGCUUCUUUAAACUUGGGAAUUUAGGUUUAUUAACCUGCAAACACAGAUGACCUCUGAUCCACAUGGUUAUUUUUUAGGGUUUAAAGGAUGUGUUUGUUAGAUUACCAGUUUUUCACCACUUUUUAAGAAGGAAUUUGAACAACAGGUUUUCCAUCUUGCUACAAAAUUAGCCACCUUAAAGAGUAAACAGCAUUUCACCUGCAUCAUUGUUGAUCCAAAUCAACCCUAAAACCAAUAUGAUAUUUGAUUUUUUCAUUCAUUCUCAAACAUACACUACUGUUCAAAAAUUUGAGGUCACUUAGAAAUGUCUUUAUUUUUUGAACAAAAAGCAGUUUUUUUCAGUGAAGAUAACAUUAAAUGAAUGAUAAAUCCAGAGUAGACAUUGUUAAUGUGGUAAAUGACUAUUCUAGCUGGAAACAGCUGAUUUUUAAUGGAAUAUCUCCAUAGGGGUACAGAGGAACAUUUCCAGCAACCAUCACUCCUGUGUUCUAAUGCUACAUUGUGUUAGCUAAUGCUGUUGAAAGGCUCAUUGAUGAUUAGAAAACCCUUGUACAGUUAUGUCAGCACAUGAAUAAAAGUGUGAGUUUUCAUGAAAAACAUGGAAUUGUCUGGAUGACCCCAAACUUUUGAACGGUAGUAAAUAUUAAAACUGGAAGCAAACGAGAGAAUCUUGUCACUAAAGUGUAUUCUCCACCUUUGAUUGGGUUUCCCUUUGUUCUGCAGGGUGCUAAAUUGAAGUGUCAGCAUGGCUUGUGCUAGAAAAAACAGAAGUAUUUAUCAAAAGUUGGAUGCAUUAAUGACACAAACAUCAUGAUUCAGGGAAUGUAGGACAUCAGUAAGGGUUUGUCUGCAUUGAAGAGACUUUUAGCAGGAUGCUGACCUCCUAUCUGUUCUACUUAUGUAUUUCUGCACUCUGGUGACAGAUUUUAAGCUUGUUUCAUCUCAGGACCAGACAAAUAAUCAUCACCAAGUGAACUUCAUGAAGUUUAAAUGCCUCUCAGUUUUCACCACAAACCCAGAACAAACCACUGACGUCUCCCACAAACUAUCAGGAUGGUUUACAAGUCGACUGGGCUUUAUUCUGUCCGUGACAGAUGCCAUGACAGGGCCCUUGUGUCGAACUCCACACCACAAUCUGAAGGUUUUAAGCUGCUUUGCUUCUUGCUAAACACUAAUAUGCCGAUAAUUCAAAGUUUAUUCUUUCAAAACCAGCAUCACUUCUUGUUUUUAUCAACUUUUAUUGUCUAAAGUGGAACAAAAUUAACUCUACAAACAUCAGGUCUGUAGGUUAAGUGCUUUGGGAACAAUUCUUUCAGGUAAUAUUGUGAAAAUAUGUGAAUCUAUAUGUAAAAAGUCAUCACGUUUAUGUGUAAAUUCAUAGAAAGCAGCCUUAAAAUAUCAGAAAGUGGUUUGCAGUUAUUAAUUAAUAACUGUUUGCAUGGUUGGUGUUGUGGUUUUUGAAAAAUGUUGCUUUGAUGUUUACUGAAGGAGAAAGUGAGACAUGAAAUGUUCUCUUUGCACUGGGGAGGAAUGCUACUUCUUCAAAAUAAAUGGCCAAAUUUGAUAUGUUUUAUACAGAAAUGCUUGUGUACAUGUUGUUUUAUAGAGUCUUAUUUUUUCGUACAGGAAAACUAUUUAGGAGGAUGCUGUUAGCAAUACUUAGCCUAGCCUAGCAUACGGACUGGAGGCAUUUUAAAGAGCUAAAUCCACCUAUCAGCACCUCAGAGAAGUAUAAUUGACAUUUAAUUUCAUGCUUAAGCAAACAGAAAUGCAGAAUUUGUUAUUUUAAAGGGAGUUUGUGGUGCAAUCACUACUCCACAAACCACAAAUUGUCUGUUUUUGCUUUUCUGCUGGCGUCUAGAUUGCACUAUUUGGAGUUUUUCGCCUCCUGACCUAUCAUCGUUCUUAAAUUAAAGGUCUAAAAGAGUGAAACUAUUCCUUUAGAGAAUAUAAAAGUUUUGCUGCAGUGCGUUUUUUGCAGUUAAUCCAAAAUGUGUUAUGAUUUUGCCUUUAAAAGUGAAUCUAUAAUUGUAAAAAUUUCUGUUUUCUGUCAGACUCACAGCUGAACAAACGACUUUCCCCUCCUACGCCAAAGCUGGAAAUUAAAAUGAAAAAUUAGUGGUUUUGUUUGUGCUGAGAAGUCAACAAGUUGCAGCCACCAUCGAACCUCCGUGUGUGUUUAUGUAGUUUCCAUCCCAUAAUAGUUCCGUUUACAGUUGAGGCAAAAACCCAGAAGUGUCCCUUCGAAGAUUUACUCUGCAUCUGGUCUUCAUUAGUGCUAAAGACAAAGCUUUUCCUCCUCUGUUUUUCUUUUUCUCUCUACAUGAAACAGUAGAACAAAAUAGCGCAUCUUGUCCAGUGAAAGCGGUUCUAUUUACCACAUAAUGGUAGAUUUUCCAAUAAUUCCUCUCGAGGACGGAGCAGUAUUAAAAAUAUGCUCCUACAUCUGCAUCUGACAUUCCUCUGCGUUGACACCAGACUCUUGUUUCCAUUUUAAUUUACUGUGACGCACUCAAACAUCAGAGAGACAGCGGGCGUUUUGUUUUUUUGUUGGUUUUUUUUUUCUUUCUUUGGAGUCGUGCAAUAACUCUGGGGCUUUUGGUAAUAAUUAUCUGAAGAAGAAAAAAGAAACACCCAAGGUUCUGGGAUUAAAACAAAGGAUGUUUUCUCGGCGCUCGUAUAAAUUAAAACAAGGAUUUUCCCAGAAGUGUCGCUGUGAUGCUUUUAAACGUGCCUGACAGGGAUUAUUUUUACUUUUUAAAUGUAGAAAAUGUUUGUAUAUUUGAAAAAAAUGUGUCUGUAAAUGGUUCUGUUCAAUUUUAUAUGAUAAUUUUACAAAAUAAACACAUUUCUGAUUCUU